This is a messenger RNA of Aedes aegypti (yellow fever mosquito), 641 nucleotides long. RefSeq lists its product as uncharacterized. The annotation marks the transcript as partial. NCBI's taxonomy places the organism in Eukaryota, Metazoa, Arthropoda, Insecta, Diptera, Culicidae. The record is from RefSeq and is a predicted model, not a curated record. The transcript is spliced from 3 exons.
CGUGUAUCAUAAACCCUUUCUAAUUCCAUUUUCGAAAUUGUUUCCACUCGUUCACGCAGGUCGACGUAUUCCGAUCGCAUUGCCAAACACAGGUGCCCUGUCACGUAGACGCCAUACGCUUUACAUCCGAUCGGCCAUCAUCGUCUUCAUUUUGUUUGCAUUUCUGCAGUUCCACGUGAUAAACUAUGACUCCAACGAGUCCGGACCGGCGGAUACGGCCAACUACUCGACGGCAGCGAUCCUGCAGAUGGUGCCACCGGUUUUUCAUAAAUACCUGACAUCGAAGACCCGCAACGGAACGCAAGUUCAAAAUGGCACCCACACCGGACCGGGUGACAGCGCACAGCGGGCGGCCAACAUCAGCGAAAUCCUUCGCAUGAUAAAUCGCUACAACGAACUGCAGACGAUCCUGAACGAGGACAUCUUCGGUCCGCUACAAAAUGAUUCUGUGAUAAUAGUAGUGCAGGUGAGUACUUCAUCCGUCCGUGUAACAACACGUUUACGAUUACGAGGCAUAUCUGUGGCGGGGUUGGCUAUAUCCCGUUGACUCAGCAGGAUCUCUCAUUGGCGUAGCCAGAAGGAAGGGGUUAACUACCUCAAAGGCAUUAUAAAACAAUUUUCCACGAAAUAAUAAUUCUAGA